Molecule: messenger RNA, 231 nt
Organism: Guillardia theta CCMP2712
Lineage: Eukaryota; Cryptophyceae; Pyrenomonadales; Geminigeraceae
Exons: 6
Coding region: 1-231 (76 amino acids)
Source: RefSeq, a predicted model, not a curated record
AUGACGCGUCUAUUCGCGAUCACCAUGUUCGGCUCCCGCAUGUUCACCAAGCUCGAUGCCUUCGGCGUUCAGGCUAUCGUACAGCUUGAAGUGGGCACAGGAUUCAUCGAUUGUGGAUUGACUGGCGACUCGUGCGGUCAGCCCCUCUUCACCCACAAGCCAGGCUACUGGUACAAGAGCACUGCCCAGAUGUCCCGUGACAUCAAGCAGUCCAUGCGACACAGCAUGUAA